AUGUCGGGCCCCGGGCCCCGAGCCUCCGCAACCACCGGGGCCGCCCGCCUGGCCCUCCUGCUGCUCCUGCUGCUCCCGCCUGCCGUCCGCGGCUGGGAGAGCGGGGACCUGGAGUUGUUCGACCUGGUGGAGGAGGUCCAGCUCAACUUCUACGACUUCCUCGGCGUGCAGCAGGAUGCUUUAUCUGCAGAUAUCAGGAAAGCAUAUCGUAAGCUGUCGCUUACUUUGCAUCCAGACAAGAAUAAAGAUGAAAAUGCAGAAACUCAAUUUAGACAAUUGGUGGCUAUCUAUGAAGUUUUGAAGGAUGAGGAAAGAAGGCAACGGUAUGAUGAUAUUCUGAUCAAUGGAUUACCGGAUUGGCGACAGCCUGUGUUCUACUACAGGCGGGUGAGAAAAAUGAGCAACGCUGAGUUGGCAUUGCUCUUGUUCGUUAUUCUCACAGUUGGUCAUUAUGCCGUGGUUUGGUCAAUCUACCUGGAAAAACAGCUGGAUGAACUGCUGAGCAGGAAAAAAAGAGACAAGAAGAAGAAGUCAAGCUGCAAAAGUGUGGACAAAGUGAAACUUGGUGCGAUAGAGAAAAAUGAAAGAUUGCUAGUGAAACCACAGUGGCAUGAUUUGCUUCCAUGCAAGCUAGGAAUAUGGUUUUGCCUUACUCUGAAAUCAUUACCGCAUCUAAUUCAGGAUGCCAGACAAUUUUAUGUUGAAUAUAAGGAAACAAAAUUGAAGGAAAAAGAAGAUGCAUUGGCCAGAGCUGAACUUGAAAUCCUUCAGAAAGAGAAGAAGCCUAAAGUAAAGAAACCAAAAUCUGAAUUUCCUGUGCACACAACUUUGGAAACGAAUGCAUAUGUGCCAUUAUAUGACCACAGAACGUCCAUAGAAGAAAUUGAGGAGCAAAUGGAUGAUUGGUUGGAGGAUAGAAACAAGUCCCUCAAAAAGAAGGCACCUGACUGGACAGAAGAGGACCUCAGCCAGCUGACAAGAAGUAUGGUUAAGUUCCCAGGAGGGACCCCAGGUCGAUGGGAAAAGAUUGCUCACGAAUUGGGUCGAUCGGUGACAGAUGUGACCAGCAAAGCCAAGCAACUGAAAGAUUUGGUUACCUGUGCCCCAGGGAUGGUGAAACUUUCCGAACUCAAAUCGACGGCCCAGAAUGCCAAACCUGCCAAGGCUGCUGUGACUGUGCCAGACCACCUGAUCACCCAGCGAGACGAGGAGGAGGAGGAAGAAGAGGAGGAGCAAGAUGAGGAGGUGGGGGUGAGCGUGGCAGAUCCGACUGAGACGCCAGUCCCUGAAAGCAGGCCUCGGAGACGGAAACCGGCCAGAGGGCCGGGGCCUGACGCCACGGUCCGAGAGGCACCGGACGACAAGGUCCGGGGCAAGCGGCAGAAGGACUUUGACCUGACAGAGCAGGACGAGCCCAGCGACGAGGACAGCCGCAGGAGGGAGAAGAGCCGCCCCGCAGAAGAACUGUGGACUCAGAAUCAGCAGAGACUGCUGGAGGUGGCGUUGCAGCAGUACCCCAAAGGAACUCCGGAGCGUUGGGACAGGAUCGCCAGGUGUGUCCCGGACAGAACCAAGGAAGAGUGUGUGGCUAGAUACAAGCUGCUGGUUGAACUGGUACAAAAGAAAAAGCUGGCAAAAAGCUGAGUAUUCUGUGAAGUUCAACUUCCCUUUUCCAGAAUAAGAUGCUAUUUUCAAUGUCAUAUGCAGUAAUUUGCCUUUUUGUACCUCAGUAUUUCUAUACGUCACGUGCCUUAGUAAAAGAAGUUACCAAUAAAUCUUAUGCCAUCUUGCUUUAAGCAUUUACCGUG
Tachyglossus aculeatus (Australian echidna) is the source of this 1808-nucleotide messenger RNA. RefSeq names its product DnaJ heat shock protein family (Hsp40) member C1 (gene DNAJC1). The record is from RefSeq and is a predicted model, not a curated record. The transcript has 12 exons. Gene Ontology annotation, cellular component: endomembrane system. The coding region runs from base 1 to 1644 and encodes 547 amino acids. NCBI's taxonomy places the organism in Eukaryota, Metazoa, Chordata, Mammalia, Monotremata, Tachyglossidae.